AUCCCUUAUAAAACUAAUAAUGCAAGAGAGAGGCCACCAUUAUACUCCAUAGCUGUUUCUUAUUCACGUACGUACUCUCCUUCCUGAACUUGAAUCCCAUUAAAAACAUGAGCAACGAAGAAGUAGCCUAUGAUCUCACUCCGUUGAUCAAAGUAUACAAAGACGGUCGAGUCGAGAGACUCCAAGGCACAGCCACAGUUCCUCCGUCAACAGUCCAAUCCAAAGACAUUGUCAUCUCCCAACAACCACCCGUUUCCGCAAGGCUUUACCUCCCCAAAUCCACCGAAACCAAACUCCCUCUUCUCGUUUACUUUCACGGCGGAGGCUUCUGCAUUAAUAGCGCCUUUUCUCCCAAGUAUCAUAAUUACCUCAACUCCUUAGUCUCCGAAGCCAAAGUUGUGGCCGUCUCUGUUGAGUACAGGCUUGCCCCGGAGAACCCUCUCCCAGCCGCCUACGACGAUUCGUGGGCUGCUCUCAAAUGGGUCGCUUCCCAUUUUGAUGGAACGCGAAAUGUUGAUGAAGAAGAAGACGAUUGGCUAAGUAGCUACGCGGAUUCGCAGCGUGUGUUUUUCUCUGGAGACAGCUGUGGAGCUACUUUAGCGCACUACAUGGGAGUGAGAAUAGGCUCUGAGGGGCUGGUUGGUGUUAAGCUGAUUGGGGUUGUGUUGGUCGAUCCAUAUUUUUGGGGGGAAGAGCUAAUUGGGGGAGAGAUCACUCUCCCUGCAGCUGAAAGGGAGUUUAUUGCUGCAUUGUGGCGUUUUACCUACCCAUCGACUAUUGGAUCAGAUGACCCCCUUAUCAACCCUCAAAAGGAUCCGAAAUUUGGGGAAUUGGGGUGUGGAAAAGUACUGGUUUUUGUGGCUGAGUUAGAUGUGUUGAAAUACAGGGGAUUGUACUAUGGGGAGGCGCUGAGAAAGAGUGGAUGGAAUGGAGUUGUGGAGGUGAUAGAAACAAAGGGGAAGGACCAUAAUUACCAUUUGUCCGAUCCUACCUGUGAGAAUGCUGUGGCCAUGCAGAAAAAGAUAGUCUCGUUCUUGAACUAGUGUUUGCGGUUUUUCCAUCGUUGUAUUCUAAAGCCUACUAAAUUCCUAUGUUUUAUGAGUUUUAUAUGUAUGUUUUCUUGAACAAUAUUUCUCAUAAUCAUAAUCAAUUAAUUUUUCGGUCAA
This is a messenger RNA of Malus domestica (apple), 1166 nucleotides long. RefSeq names its product probable carboxylesterase 12. Gene Ontology annotation, molecular function: hydrolase activity. NCBI's taxonomy places the organism in Eukaryota, Viridiplantae, Streptophyta, Magnoliopsida, Rosales, Rosaceae. The record is from RefSeq and is a predicted model, not a curated record.